GGCCACAGGGCGGGCGGGCGGCGGCGCUAAGGCCCGGCGGGGCGGCGCGGAGCUGCCGUGUUGACAGCGCCGGGAGCUGGCCGGGAAGGGAAGCAGGUUGGCGGCGGCGGCGGCGGCGGCGCCGGGUCCCCGCUGCCCUCCGCGGCAUGGCUUUCAUGGAGAAGCCUCCGGCCGGCAAGGUGCUGCUGGACGACACGGUGCCGCUGACAGCGCAGAUCGAGGCGAGCCAGAGCCUGCACUCCCACACGGAAUACAUAAUCCGUGUUCAGAGAGGAGUUUCAGCGGAAAACAGUUGGCAGAUUGUGAGGCGAUACAGUGACUUCGACUUGCUUAAUAAUAGCUUGCAGAUCUCAGCUCUAAGUCUACCUCUUCCUCCAAAAAAGUUGAUUGGAAAUAUGGAGCGUGAAUUCAUAGCUGAAAGACAGAAAGGACUCCAGGCCUAUCUCGAUGUAAUUACUUCCCAUCACAUACUGUCUAACUGUGAACUCGUAAAAAAAUUUUUGGACCCAAACAGCUAUUCUGUAAACUACACUGAAAUUGCCUUACAGCAUGUUUCAAUGUUCUUCCGAUCAGAGCCAAAGUGGGAAGUGGUGGAGCCAUUAAAAGAUAUAGGUUGGCGAAUACGUAAGAAAUAUUUCUUAAUGAAGAUAAAGAAUCAACCAAAGGAACGGCUAAUGUUAAGCUGGGCUGAUCUAGGCCCUGAUAAAUACUUGUCUGACAAAGACUUACAGUAUGCUGUGAAACUUCUUUCCUCCUGUUCUCAUCCCUAUAUUUACAAAAUCACUUUUGCCACUGCCAAUGAAUCUUCAGCACUGGUUAUUAGACCAUUCAGUGAAAAAGGGACACUAAAGGACCUUAUUUAUAAGGCAAAACCAAAAGACCCGUUCCUGAAGAAGUAUUGCAAUCCUAAAAAAAUUCAAGGUCUUGAACUUCAGCAAAUAAAAACAUAUGGAAGACAAAUAUUAGAGGUAUUAAAAUUCUUACAUGAGAAAGGAUUUCCUUAUGGCCAUCUUCACUCAGCCAAUGUAAUGUUGGAUGGGGACACGUGCAAGUUACUGGAUCUAGAAAAUUCCUUGUUGGGACUUCCAUCAUUUUAUCGAUCAUACUUUUCACAGUUUCGGAAAAUUAAUACUUUAGAAAGCAUUGAUGUACAUUGCUUUGGGCACUUACUGUAUGAAAUGACAUAUGGAAGACCCCCAGAUACGAUUCCAGUAGACAGCUUCCCUCCUGCACCAUCCGUGUUCGUUGUGUCUGUGUUGGAAUCCAUUCUGACCUGUGAAGCUAUGAAGAAUGGCAUGCCAACUGUUGCACGGCUCUUACAGAUGCCAUUAUUCAGUGAUGUCCUGCUAACAAACUCUGAGAAACCACAGUUUAAGGUUCCUACUAAGCUAAAAGAGGCAUUGAAAACUUCCAAAGAAUGCAUAGAAAAAAGAUUAACAGAAGAACAGAAAUUGAUUCACCAGCACAGAAGACUGACAAGAGCUCAGUCUCAUCAUGGUUCUGAAGAAGAAAAAAAGAAAAGGAAGAUCUUAGCAAGAAAGAAGUCAAAACGCUCCGCCUAUGAAAGUGGGGAAGAACACUCAGCAAAAUACAGCAACUCAAAUAACUCAGCAGGCUCUGGGGCGAGUUCCCCAUUAACAUCUCCAUCAUCCCCCACUCCGCCCUCUACAGCAGGGAUGACGUGACUAGUGCAGGACUGACCUAGUCUGGCUACACAGCCACAGCGCUCUGCGGCAGGACCUCCUUGGCAUACUCAAACGACAUCUUCUCUCCUCAACUCAACAGGAGCAUCGUCGAUACCCCCAGCACCGCCACCGCCGCCCCUGCCACCAGCAGCUCCUCCUCCAAGUACAGAGGUGCCAAUGCAGCCGAGCCCUCAGCCCGCUGUCAGUGCAGGCAGAGGAGCUUUACUCAGCUCCAUUCAAAACUUUCAGAAAGGAACUCUGAAGAAAACACAGACAUGUGACUACAGUGCUCCCAGGAUCAGCUGAGGCUACCGGUUACACCAGGAUUGAAUUCCCCUUCCCCUUCCUGUGCUGUCUCGGAACAAGGCCCUUCUGUGUGGCGACACUCACCAGCAUAGAGCGGCUAACCACACUGUAGCUCUGUUUUACCCCUCUUUCAGCUUUCCUUGAGCAGCAGCACUACACUGUGGAUUGCAUUGCCAUGCUAAGUACUCCAUUCUUUAUUUGGUUUUAAGAACUUUUUUCUCUAGCUACACUAUCAGGGCUGUAUAGCUGAAUAAAAAUUUGAAAAUAGGAACGUCCACGAUCCAGGUGAAUUAAGGCAUUUUUUUUCUAGUUCUGUUUCCCCACUUUUCUUUUCAAAUUACAGGAAUCUAGUUUUAGUCUGCUGUAAGAUUUUUCAGUACUAUUCAUAUAACUGUAACUCAUCUAACUCUUGCUGCGUUGAAUCAACAGGUUUUGUUUUAGGUAAUCCAAAAAAAUAAAACCAACCCACCAAACCACCCUUUAAAGUGUACUGCACAGGUGAGGGAACUGGAGAAUUAAAUCUUAUUCCCACCCUAUUUGUUGGUGGAGUAAAAAAUGCUGUCUCAAAUUUGUUUAAAUAGACAUCCUACCUGCAACUCUAAAGGAAACUUUUUUUUAAGUAAGGAAACAGUUGAAAUGGGAGUUAAUAGGGCACUGGGAUAUUAUUCAUGAUUUAGUUAAAUGGGACUUCAAGUUAAUUUUACAGCGUAAACUUUAUUGAAAGAUCCUUUUUGAUUUGACUAAAACCUUAAAUUGCACUUUAAAGGAUUAUAGAUAAUCCAUUUUUUAAAUUCAGAUACAUCAGUGUUUGUUACUAUGCAGAGAAUGUCUGUACAAAGUUUCAUGUAACCUGUGAUAUUCAGUCAUUUUUAUUAAAAUGUUAAUGGAA
This is a messenger RNA of Cygnus atratus (black swan), 2880 nucleotides long. It is a transcript of the gene PXK, whose product is annotated as PX domain containing serine/threonine kinase like. Gene Ontology annotation, cellular component: late endosome; early endosome; extrinsic component of endosome membrane. Gene Ontology annotation, molecular function: protein kinase activity; actin binding; phosphatidylinositol binding. The record is from RefSeq and is a predicted model, not a curated record. Lineage: Eukaryota; Metazoa; Chordata; Aves; Anseriformes; Anatidae. The coding region runs from base 147 to 1685 and encodes 512 amino acids. The transcript is spliced from 18 exons. Gene Ontology annotation, biological process: early endosome to late endosome transport; endosome to lysosome transport; protein phosphorylation.